Molecule: messenger RNA, 903 nt
Organism: Dreissena polymorpha
Lineage: Eukaryota; Metazoa; Mollusca; Bivalvia; Myida; Dreissenidae
Product: cholecystokinin receptor-like
Exons: 3
Coding region: 1-903 (300 amino acids)
Biological process (GO): neuropeptide signaling pathway
Cellular component (GO): membrane
Molecular function (GO): protein binding; neuropeptide Y receptor activity
Source: RefSeq, a predicted model, not a curated record
AUGGAAAUCGGUGGAAGUGAUUCAUUUCAGAGUUUAAAUAAAACACUGACUGAAAUGGUGAAUAAUAAAACUAACCUGAACGAAAAAAUAUAUACAUCUUUUUCGGCAGAACUUAACAUUACUUUAUAUAGCGUAAUAUUUAUCUUGUCGGUAUGUGGAAACAGUUUGGUCAUCAUAACAUUGAUAAAAAACAAAAAGAUGCGCACAAUAACGAACCUGUUUCUGGUCAACUUGGCAAUCAGUGACCUCAUGCUGUCCGUGCUCUGUAUGCCCUUCUCCCUUGUGGCGACCGUACUACUGCGAAACUUCAUAUUCGGAGAGGCCAUGUGUGUCAUAAUCAGAUACUUUCAAGCGGUGUCGGUCGGUGUGAGCUGUUACACCCUGGUGGCUAUCUCCUUGGAACGUUACUACGCCAUAUGUGAACCACUGCGGUCACGACGCUGGCAAACACUCUCGCACGCCCGUAGAAUGCUGAUCGGCAUCUGGGCCAGUGUCCUCACCUUGAUGUCCCCCAUCGCAAUGUUCCACAGGGUAAUCAAGAUCCAGACUGGCGGUCAGGCGUGUCGGGAAGUAUGGCCGGAAAUCUUGCUGCUCUUUAAAAUCGACGUUAUUUACAGCAUUUUAUUGGCAUUGAUUCUUUUGCUACUUCCUCUACUGACGAUGGGAUCGUUUUAUAGCCUUGUUGCCAAAAAACUCUGGAUGGUUUCUACACAAAUGGCAGCACCAUCCGGGCAUCCUCCAAUUGCCUUCAAGGCUAUUCUGACCCGUGCUGUCAGACCCGGACCAAAUCAGCGCAUCAUUUUUGAUGACGUGAAGCUGAACCUUGGAAAUGCCUUAAAUCAACAUCUGGGUGGAUUCAUCGCACCGUUGAACGGUACCUACUUGUUUUCCGUGUACGUAUGA